AUCUGACAAUACAUCUGUGGACGUAGGAAGAAAUCUUGCUUGUUUAUGUUUGAUAUAUUGAAUCAUAAAUAUUUGCAUUCUUUUUGCUAACAAUAUGGAUACUUUGAUAUCUUUUAAUGCCAAAUUUAUGAAUAAAAUAAGAACUGCUGGUGAUGGAAUGGAAUCCGUGGACUUUACGAAAGAAAAUCGUCCAAUAUCCGACCCAAAAUCUACUACUGGAUUAACCUGCCAAGAGUCUUUGCCUGGUCGAAGGCUUGUCCAAAUAUAUCCAAGCAAAGUUGUAACACCCGAAAGAAGAAGCUCACAUAUAUAUUCCAAGACUCCUAAGUUUGUUCCUUAUGAACCAUACCCGGGGGCUGUUAAACCUAUCACACCAAAUUUUAACUCUAAAGGAAGCAAAAAGUCACGAAAUCAUAUGGAUAUUAAUAAAUUAAUUAAUCAAAUGUCUCAAAUGAAUACCACCAUAAAUGAAUAUAGACCAAGGAGUAAACUAUUAUCUUGCAGUGAUAAAUCUGAAACAGAUUGUGAUAAGGUAAAUGUUGAUAAUGAAAAGCAAAAGAAAAUUGAUGAGCUAACCAAAGAAAAUGAAAGUUUGAAGGAACAACUCAAACAACAAGCGCAGGUAAAUAAGGAAUUAAAAACAAUGUUGGUGGCAUCAAUGGGUGAGGAUUUGGAGUUUCAAGUACACUCACUUAAUGAGGAUAAGAAACACUUGGCGAACGCUUUGCUGAACUCAGCUCAACAUUUGUCUACCCAUCAGGAACAGACCGAAUGGUUGGCUGGGCAAUGCGAAGUGUGGAGAAGUAAAUUCUUAGCGAGCAGUUUAAUGAUUGAGGAACUUGCUAUGUGUAAGAAAGUUCUGACUGAAAAAACAGUUAAUUUACAACAGUCAAUUACCCAGUUGCUUGAUGAAAGAUGCAGGAUAAGGGACAUGUUGAUAUGCACAUAUAAGAACUUGUAUGGGUUACACGAGAAUUGGCUAGAAAAUAUAGCUAUAUCUGAAUAUAUGGGAAAUAAAAAUCGUCCAAUCGGUAAUCUAAAUUUUACCACGACCAUGCCACAUUCAGCCAAUGUCCUUGAUUUGGCGUCAACAAACUUGAAAUUGUCCGAGAAUAUUAGUAGCUCUAUUGAAAAGCCAGACGUAAGUCAUUUGGAUAAAUUAUCGACUGUCACUGAAGCGGAAAAAUAUGCUGAGCAAGUAAUGGCUGCACCAUUUGAAAUAAGAAAAGUGAAUGAAGGACCCGUACAUGCUUUAGUCAAUCAUGCUUAUAACAGUAGUGGAAAUAUAACAGUAGCUUCCUGUGUACAUUGCAACGGAAAAGUACAGCUAUUAUAAAAUACAUUAGUUUAAUAGACAAUUUUAUUUCCUGUAGCUUUAAAGUAUUGACAUGUUUAAAUUCAAAUUCUGCUCAAGAUUGCACAAUGUUUAAAAUCCUUUUGUUUAUUUCUGGAGAGUUUUAACAUUCUAUUUUUAAAAGAUAUAAAAAAUUACUAAUAUAAAUUUAAUUACAUUUUCAAGAAAACAAUAUCUUUUUUUAAUUUUUAAACAUAGCAAUGAAUUUACUGUUUAUAAACUAAUUUAUUUGUAAGUUAUUCAUAUAUAUUAUGUAAAAUGGGAAGUAUUUUUCAGUUGUGAUAAUUAAAAAAAAAUCUAUAUAGAUUGUUUUAAUGAUUUUUAAAAUAUUUUUGAAACUAAGUUAUGAUAUUAUGUGACAAUCAUGUAAAAAUAUAUACAUAUCAAAUAAAACAUAAAAAAAUAAGAUAAAUAUCUUAUAAAAACAUUAUUUA
Danaus plexippus (monarch butterfly) is the source of this 1788-nucleotide messenger RNA. Its product is annotated as golgin-45. The record is from RefSeq and is a predicted model, not a curated record. Gene Ontology annotation, biological process: Golgi to plasma membrane protein transport; Golgi organization. Gene Ontology annotation, cellular component: Golgi membrane. The coding region runs from base 95 to 1336 and encodes 413 amino acids. The transcript has 6 exons. Lineage: Eukaryota; Metazoa; Arthropoda; Insecta; Lepidoptera; Nymphalidae.